Molecule: messenger RNA, 1315 nt
Organism: Lampris incognitus (smalleye Pacific opah)
Lineage: Eukaryota; Metazoa; Chordata; Actinopteri; Lampriformes; Lampridae
Gene: ndufb11
Product: NADH:ubiquinone oxidoreductase subunit B11
Exons: 3
Coding region: 53-499 (148 amino acids)
Source: RefSeq, a predicted model, not a curated record
UUCCGGUUCCGGGUCAGUCAUAUUUUCUGUGUACAUCCAAAACGCCAACGAGAUGCUGGGCCGGUUAACCAGGCUGGGGCCAAUUUUGCCCCGUUUCACAUCUAGUCCGGCGUUUGGGCUCAGGUUGGUCUCCCAGUCCCGCUCAUCGGGCGCCGUGGGCUCGGCCGCCGUGUCGGACCUGCAGCCCGCUGACGUUAAGGACAGUCACGGACACGCCGAGGUCAGCCCGUACGUGAAGAACCCAGAUUACCAUGGAUUCUCUGACGAUCCUGUGGUUGAUUUGUGGAACAUGAGGUUGGCCUUCUUUUUUGGCGUCUCUUUGGCUCUUGUUAUUGGGGGCACCUUUAUCCACUACUUACCAGACCGUGGUUUGCGGCAGUGGGCCAGAAGGGAAGCAGAGAGACUGGUGAAGCACAGAGAAGCAGAGGGUCUUCCUCUUAUAGAUGAGAAUUACUACGACCCAAGCAAGAUCGUGUUGCCUGGAGCAGGAGAAGAAUAAAGAUGUGUAAAAAGGUUCUGUUCAAAUGGGAGCAAUUGUUUUGCUUUGACUGUAAUUUUUAUGUCAAUAUUAUGUAAUAAAUGUCUGCUGUGCCCAUUUGAAAUGUGUGUUUUGUUUUUUGAUUUUUUGUUUUUGACAGCAAGCAUUUGAAACAGCAGCUUAAUUUGAUUAUCAAAUACUGAAUUAAUCUUUUUUUUGUCCCGAACUUAAAUGAAAAAUCCAGUUAGCUAGCUUGUUUUCAGAUAUUUAGUCAGAUUUAACGUAUGCGUUUGGAUUGCUAGAGAGAAUUUACUCAAAUUGACAUAUCUCAUUGUAUUUGAGCAAUCGGAAAUUGGCACAACAGCAAUCUAGUUGGACCUCUGUACAAGUAUGGAAGAAAACCAACAAUAAAAUCAAGAUAUAAUUAAUAUUGUUGCAUGGUUGCUCUUUGAACUUUUAACCUUUUUUGAAAGCCGUUAUCAGCAUUUUGAACAGCAGUAUUGAGGAUAUUAACUCCAUUUCAGUUGUGUUUGAGGGUUCAGUGAAUCAAUAUUUAUUGCGAUUGGACUUUGUUGAAGCUGGUGAGUUUCUUAAUACUGACACAAUCAGUGAAGUCCUUUCUAUUCUAAAUGAUGCCCUAUAACUUUUACAUGAGGUCAGGUCCAUUCUCAGACCCAUCUUAAUUUAACUAUAUUUUCUAUGUGGGCAAAGUAUCCUUAGUUUUGGCUGGAUAUUUUAUCACCGAUUUACUGAUACUGUAAUGUGAUGCAGUCAUUUCAUGUUAAGUGCUUUGUGUCAUUGGACUAGAAAAAUCAUUAAAUUUCAUUUUUGAAGAUG